ACUCGAGUCCUACCCUACGUAGGUACCCGCGGCCGCAGCGGCGAAUGGCGGCUCUAGGACAUUCUGCUAGGGAGGCACCAGCAUCUGCACGCCUGGGUACUGCCCGUGCGUCUCGCAGACCUCGGCCUCCCGGCCCGGGUCCAAAUGCCCCGAAUCCUUCCGCCUUUCUCUGCUCAGGACAAUCUACGUGUAGUGACGUCGCCGCUAGAACACAUCCUAUAAGCGGUGAAAGCAGCUCAAUCUCCAGGAAGCAAAAGAAGAAAACCCCGAACAGGCCCUCUGUGGCGAAUGGAGAGAAGGCCUCAGAGAAGCCUGCUUCAGAGGAAGUCCCCCUCGGCGCCGAGGCCCAGGCGGAGCUGCUAGCUCGGGAACUAGCCUGGUGCGUGGAGCAGCUGGAGCUGGGCCUCAAGAUGCAGAGACCCACCCUCAAACAAAAGGAACAAGCUAUUGGGGCAAUCCGAACCCUGCGCAGUGAAAGAACCCCUCUGCCCCGGAAGAGGCAGCUGAUGCGCUCCUUGUUUGGAGACUACAGGGCUCAGAUGGAGGCUGAGUGGCAGGAGGCCCUGCGGGCUCUCAGGGCUGCUGCCCAUUCAGCCCAGGUACAGCCGGUAGGUGAAGCUACCAGAAAGAAGAGCCGAAGAGUCUGCAGGCCUCGUCCAUCAAGGAGAGCCAAGGCUACUGUGGACACUCCUGAUGAAGAGUUUAGGUUUAAUUUCUUUUAGACUCUCCCCUAUUCUGGAACAGUCCUCUCCCAAGGUGGUGUUGGGGUUUGUCUUCAGUGUGAGGCCUUUCCAGGAAUUCUUUGUCAGCAAAUGUGGGGUUGGUUUGUCCCUGGCUGGUCAUAGAUCUGGGCAGGUUUGAGACUGUCAGAUGAGCACAAGACCCCAUUUGUAGGUUUUUUGAUAAAAAUGUUCCUGCUGUCAGAAGAGAGGGAUGCAUUUAGAAAAUCUUCUAUGAUAAGGUGAAGUGAGUAGUGUGUCAGCCUCCAGGAUUUGUGGGAAAGCUAUGUGAUUGUAUGCUGGGUUCACUUUUGAAAGAAUGCCCUGUGAAAUGAUUCAGUGCUUUAUUGUCACAUGACCCUAAUAAAUCUCUCCCUCUUUUUUUUUUUUUUUUAUAAAAAUGGAUAAUGAGUGAAAGCGUGCUGUCUGUGUUAGAAGAAGUAAGAUGAAUCAGGCGCUUGACACUGUUGGAUCCAGCUCUCACCCCAUUUCUAAAUAGGUGUCGUCCUCAGGCAACCAUGUGGCCUCCAUUAGGCCAGUCUUCUUCAUGGGAUCCAAGGAGCUGCU
Messenger RNA from Castor canadensis (American beaver), 1286 nucleotides. The record is from RefSeq and is a predicted model, not a curated record. NCBI's taxonomy places the organism in Eukaryota, Metazoa, Chordata, Mammalia, Rodentia, Castoridae.